AUGCUUCGGGACUGCAUUAUUGUCAUCUGGCCUAGAGCUGCUUGCAUUCCUUGCGAAGACCGAGGAAGAAGCCCAGAGGAGUUCCGCAUACGACACUGGAAUCCUUCCAUUGCCCAUAAUUCUCAGGUUCAGCCGGGGCGGCCUGGCUGGGGUAACCGCGGGCAAGAUGUUUUUACUGGGGUGGCGCCACACGGGCCUUGCCUGCUUGUUGGCUUGGGUGUUGUGGAUGAGAAUGUAUUGGUUGAUGAGAACGCAGGAGGCGGUGAGUACCUGGGCCGCCGUUCUGGUCUUCACCAGCAGGGGGCUCAUUGCAGCAGUGAAUGCCGCCGUCCUGUUGUACGAAGCUCACGUGAAGCAGAGGCUGUUGAACAAGAAGGUGAACAAGAAGUUGGUCAGAACUGCCUCCAGAGGUGUUUUUUUUUGCGCUUGGGCGCGUUCCUCACCCUUUUGGAUGUGGUUUACAUUUCUUUGGUGGACACCUUUGGCGAUAAGAUCCGUUUGAUCCCAUCCCUGUUUCUGACGGUUGACAACUGUGUGGUGCUCGCAUCUAUCCUCAUUCUUAGUGGCCUCGUUGGACCGAGGGACACGUUGGAUCAAGAAGAAGUACUGGCAGAGUUGCAGUACAUGGGCAGGACACAAGGGAAGCGGAUUGCCUUCCCAGGCAAGCUGAACAGCCACUCACAACACUGCAUUGUGAGUUUCCCUGGCAAGUACGCUGAAGAGUGGGACGCUGCAGUGCGGAUGGUGGAAAUACGUUCUACAGCAUGUAGCCUGGCUUGCGUGUUUUUAACCGACAAGGCCUCUGGUUUGGGGGGUGCAUGA
Cladocopium goreaui is the source of this 822-nucleotide messenger RNA. NCBI's taxonomy places the organism in Eukaryota, Dinophyceae, Suessiales, Symbiodiniaceae. The record is from the annotation of a GenBank genome assembly.